AGAACCUGCCCGUUAAAUAAUUAUAAUUUAAUUUGUUUUAUUUUAAAUAUUUUGUUUUAAUAGUGUUUUGAGUUAAAAAUGUUUGUUCAACGUUUUAUAUAUAUUUUGGCUUUCGGAUCAUAUUUCGUCAGUGGCGUUCCAUCUUAUAUGGCAGAUAGCGAUUAUUCCGCGUAUUACGAUGAAAUCAACUGGGAUAUUUUGACUGAUGAUAUAGUUAAUUACAUUUUAUCGAGCACUUCAACAAGUACUUCAACCACAACAACGACCACUACAACAACUCCGCGCCCAACGACAACGACCACUACAACAACUCCGCGCCCAACGACAACGACCACUACAACAACUCCGCGCCCAACGACAACGACCACUACAACAACUCCGCGCCCAACGACAACGACGUCUACAACAGAACGGUACCCAUGGCAACGAUACACAACACCAUGGAACCGAUGGCUACAAACAACACCAACUCCACGUCCAACAACAACCCUACGUCAAACAACAACCUCACAGUCAACAACAACACAGCAAUCAAAAUAUGGAAAUGCUAGUGGUGUCGAUCCGAAACUCGUUUAUCUACCAUUGAUAGGCGUACUGGUUAUUAUAAUGUUGAUUGUUAUAUACAUUAUAACAUCGAUAUUAACCAGGAAAUACAGGGGAGCUGAUAAUAUUAACGUUCUAUGGAAUAAUUUCAAAGGCAGAUUUACUAGUCGUAACCGAGACGAAACAAAUCCACCAGAAAGUACAACUGAAGAUAUAGAAGCUAAAUAUACAAGUAAAAAUAUAGACAACGUUGUUGUAAAUUGCAAUGAAACACAAAAUAGUGUUGUAUGUUAAUUUGUCGACAACAAAGUCACGUCCAACAACAAUACAACAAAAAGAAGGAAUGUAUGAUAGUUAAUAAUACAUAGAUAUUAACCAGGAAAUACAGGGGGAAUUGAUAGUAUUGACGUUCUAUCGAAUAAUUUCAAAGGGAGAUUUACUAGUCGUAACCGAGACGAAACAAAUCCACCAGAAAGUACAACUGAAGAUAUAGAAGCUAAAUAUACAAGUAAAAAUAUAGACAACGUUGUUGUAAAUUGCAAUGAGACACAAAAUAGUUUUGUAUGUUAAUUUGUCGACAACAAAGUCACGUCCAACAACAAUACAACAAAAAGAAGGAAUUUACGAUAGUUUAUCUUUGUAUGUGUCUUUUAAUAGGCGAUUAAAUAAGAAACAUACGUACAUAUCAAGCAAAUUAAAAUGAAUGUCUCAUUUUAAAGGGUUUUUCGGACAACAUGGGUACAGUGACAGUUGCCUUAUGACGUUCAUAAUACGCACUAUAAUCGUGAAUCGCGGCGUACGAACUCAUCACUUUCAAGAGUGAAACGAACCCGCACCAUGCUAUCUGAAAAACACUUUAACUUGCACUUCAAGUGUGCUUCAUUUAAAAUAUAUCGGAAGCGCAAGUAUGCAGUAUUCUUGUAUUUAAAGGGGAUGCAACCUCGCCUCGGGAACCCAGGUAUACACACGUAUAAAAUAUAUGGAGUAGUAAUUAAGUAAAUAUAUGGAGAUGAUAAUAUGUUAAUAUAAUAUAUUUUUCACUACUCUUGCUCAAAAACACUGUCAUAUUACCACUCCACAGCGGGGCUAAACAAGCAUAUUAGCCUCUAGGGGCUAAAGUAAUUUUUUUUUAAAUUCUUGUCUGUUACGAGUACUAGCCAAGUACUAGCUAAUGGAGGAGGUUUUAUUCGAAAAUAGAAUCAUUAUAGGUAAGGCCCCGAUUGUUUCAAAAAAUAAAUAAAAAACUUUAAAUUGGAAUGAAAUGCGGCGUUCUUGUCUAUGGAAUGCGUUUAUUUUUUUAUUUAAUAUUUUUUGAGUUGAGAAUAGACCGACAUUUGAAGACAUGGGACAUCCGAGCGACAAGCAGAAUUUAAAAAACAAUUGGCGUGAAUAAUACACACUUGAUUUUUUUCCGAAAUUCAUUGUAAAUUUGUGACCGUAACUUACAUAAUAUUUUUCAACAAUAAUUGUUAUUGUUGUCUUCAUCUAGUGAGAAUCCUAAUUUGGAGAUGGAUGAAAUUUUCAAUCUGUUACCAUCAAAGUCGAGACGCAUUUACUUAAAUACUUACCUACGAUACCUACGAAUACCUACGAAAAAUUUAAUAAGUGGAGAAAACAACAACGGAUUCACUUACGAAAGGAGUUUUAUAAAAACUAUUAUCUCCCACGUUUACCUCGCAUGCUCAUUAUUCAUCUUUACAGUAGUCGGAAAUUAUGUUACCGGGUAAAAGCAUCUCCCUUAAUAUCCAAAAUUGUAGACUUUGAACAUUUAUUUUUCAAUUAAAAUAAAUCAUUGAACAUUGUACUAAACUAUUUUAUUUUCUCGCAAUCGUAGUGAAAAGCAGAGUGUAACACGUGGGGCUAAACCCAUUAUAAACUCGGUUUCUAUUUAGGCGGCCCUCGCCUUACGUCUCGGGGCCUAAAAAUACCUCGUAUAUAAUGGGUCUUUUUAGCCCCUUGUAUAACAAUCUACUAUUUUUUUAAAUUUGCCGUUUCAUUUCAGUCUCUCCUUUAUUGAGCCAAACUUACAUAACAUGAAAAAGGAGUCGUAAUAUUUUUCUAUGGCAACACAGUUUAGGAGCGGGCUACACUGGAACCGGAAACGCGGGUUAAUACAAAAACGGUGACCUCGAUUCCUAAACAUUACCCCGUUUCCACAAUGUCACCCGGUAUGUGGGCGCGACGUUGAUAUGACCAAAGAUACACACUUGAUUAAUGCCAGCUCUUCAUGUUGCCAACACGUUGGCCAAUUCGUUGGCCAAAUAUUGGCUAAUAUGUCGGCUAGAAUUUACUGCGGGUUUUUUCAAGUAACCACAAUAUUCGCCACAUCGUUGGUCCAACGUGAAGGGCAACCAACUAAAUCAAAGAAACCAGGGCCAACCAGAAAUAUCACGAGAACCUAUGAAUUGUUUUUUUUCCAUUAUUAUUUAUUUAUUUAUUAAAAAAUAACAAAACAUAAAAAGGUAAAUUAAACGGACAACGACAAAAACCACAAAGAUUUGACUUAUCCUUGUUUUCACCUUGUUAUCAUUUUAUGGAUUAGCUUUUUCGAACGACUUUUUUUUUAAAUAGUUUCACAAAACAUAGCCUUAUGUUUAGUGGAAGAGAAAGGAAUAAUGAAGAAAUAAUGCUUAUUACGAGGUGAUGUUAACUUUAUAUAUUCACGAAAAUUUUAUAUAAUAGACUAGCGGACGCCCGCGAAUUCGACCGCCUUUAGAACUCCUUAAUCCAGCCCUCCCGAAAAAGUUCAUAUUGAAAGUCUACUAAUUAUAUACUACCUCCCUGCCAAAUUUUAACUUGGUACGUCAAGCGAUUUUUGAGAUUUUGUGAUGAUUUAUUGACCUUUCAAUUGGAGGACCUUUCAAUUAUUGGAUGUGAAGCCUGGACAGUAAAAGAGGACAUCAGGAAACGUAUAGAAGCGUUCGGAAUGAGGGCGUUUAGACGCAUGCUGGCUAUCAGUUGGACUCACAAAGUGACGAAUGCCGAAGUUCUGCGACGCGUCAAUCAGAAGCGUGAAUUUUUGCAGACCGUCAAGACGAGAAAGUCGCGUAUCUAGGGCACGUGCGAUACGAGCUUCUACAGCUCAUCUUGAUGGAAAAGGUUGCUGGUAGAAGAGACGUUGAUCGCAGGAAGAAGUCUUGGCUGAGAAACAUCAGAGAGUGGACCGGGAUCGCGAGCGCCGCACAAUUAUUUCGCCUCGUGAAGGAUAGA
This is a messenger RNA of Bicyclus anynana (squinting bush brown), 3753 nucleotides long. RefSeq lists its product as uncharacterized. The transcript is spliced from 4 exons. The record is from RefSeq and is a predicted model, not a curated record. NCBI's taxonomy places the organism in Eukaryota, Metazoa, Arthropoda, Insecta, Lepidoptera, Nymphalidae. The coding region runs from base 79 to 837 and encodes 252 amino acids.